Messenger RNA from Alosa sapidissima (American shad), 1668 nucleotides. RefSeq names its product B- and T-lymphocyte attenuator. Bases 410 to 1429 code for a protein of 339 amino acids. Gene Ontology annotation, biological process: immune response-regulating cell surface receptor signaling pathway. Lineage: Eukaryota; Metazoa; Chordata; Actinopteri; Clupeiformes; Clupeidae. Gene Ontology annotation, cellular component: plasma membrane. Gene Ontology annotation, molecular function: signaling receptor activity. The transcript has 7 exons. The record is from RefSeq and is a predicted model, not a curated record.
AAUGUACCAGCUGUAAGACACUGUUUGUCAGCAAAACAAAAGCUGACUGACAACUAGAAAAACAAAAAAGCAGAACCAUUACUUCAUGGCAAGACAGAAUACCAAACUAGGACAUGUUCUGCCUGACCGAGAGGGGUAUAAAAAGAGAACGGCCCCUUGUGCAGGGUUCUUUGUUCUUCUUUUUCCUUUUCCUUUUUCUUCGGGUCGAGCCGCAGAGACUUAGACACAUUUUUCUUUCUUUGUAUUUUUUAUUUGUAUUUAAUAAAAGUCAAAAUCCUAACCUUUGAUUAGGGGUUUGUAAAAAGACCGUCUAGCGUUUUCUCGUGUUUUUUUUUGCCUCUCCUGUGUUGCUGAGAACCCCGGACGCCUUGCAACAGGGGCCACGCCCUUCGCUCCGGGUAAGUACAGGAUGAAGAAACUGACUCCGGUAAAGGCUGUGUUGGUCCUCUUCUUCUUAUAUGUCUUCUGCCUUGGUAGCCAUGCUCAAGUCAACUACACAUGCUACGAUGAGAUUCAUGUCAAGAGGAAUACUGCUUGGAGGGUCGUAGAGAUGAGCACCCUAAUAAUGAACUGCCCAAUGAAAUACUGUGAGCCACCACCCACUGUGACAUGGUGCAGAUUGGAUGCAGAUAAUACCUGCACACCACUGCCUGAGAAUCCUAAUGUUGAAAUAUGGCAGGAGUCAGUCAGCAAUGAAGACAAUCUCAUUAUAUCCUAUAUGGAAAUAAAAAAGACAACAAAGGACUACAGCGGUUUAUAUAGAUGUGGAGUUGAUGCCACCACUACUGGACAUUCAAUCAGUGUUACUGUCACUGGUGUUGACCAGUUGGAAAAUACAACACAUAACUACAACACAAUCAGUUUACCAGGUACAAAUGGUCCAGCCCUGGAAUGGCUCCCCUACGUGUUCAUCUGUGGUGGCAUAGUGACCGUUGUUAUGGUGGUGAUGCUCAUCUCCUUCCUGAGUCUUCAUGGAUGCAAACGGUCAUCCCGGUCUCACUCUAUUGAUCCCACAGGACCAUCUCACAAAACCGAACAAAUAGCAGAAGCUCAGUGUCCAACCAGGAGAUCAUCAGCCCGUGUCACCCCCAGCCCCAGCGUCCCGAGGAGGGACAGGAGUCUGCGCUGCCACCCCACACAGAGCCCUGCUCUCUCAAAAGCAACCGCUUACGACCACCACCACCUCAACGAGACGCAGUCGCUCCACGGCCUUCUCACACUCCCCAGGGCUCCGCCCACCCAGAGCUCACCAUCCAAUCACAGAUCAGCCCUGCUCACACAGAGCCAGGGCAGCCCAAGGGAUAGAAGGCCCAGCCAGGUGCUGUACGCAGCUUUGGACCACCUGGCUCCACGGGAUGCUCCGAGAACUGUCCCGAAAUUCCAGCCUGAGGAGGAAUUCUCAGAAUACGCUUCUAUUCGCCUCUCAUGAAGCACUUUUGGAUGCCACUCUGCUGGAAUGUCAAAAGACAAAUGACAAAAGUGACAUUAAAAAUGAAUGUUUCCUACUGUUUACAGUCCAUUUAAGUUGAAGACUCGUUAAAGGGAUUUCAGCUGAGAACCUUCCUGGGUCAGUCCAGAGAGACACAAUAUAGACUAUUAUGAGACUGUGGGUUGCUGUUUACUGUACUGUGGUAAUAGAACGUGAUUAAUUCAUAGGUGUGAAAUCCA